ACUUCGUGCAGUUUCUUGGAGACGUGAAACCGUCUCGUCUCUUCUUCAUCUGAAAAGCGCAUCCUCUUAUUCGAUUAUGGCCAUGGAGAUUGGCUAUCAACAGUUCAGAGACCUUACGUUAGAGAUUAAAGGGCAGAAAACAAUCUAAAAGGAGAGAGAAUCUUCAUCCUCUCUUUCUCUCGUUUUCCCUCGCUUUCCUUUCUUUCCAUCCUCGUCAUCAUCAAGAAGCAGACAAAAAAUGAGCGUUAUUGACAUUUUAUUCAGAGUCGAUGAAAUCUGCAAAAAAUUCGACAAGCACGACGUCAACAAACAGCGCGAGUUCAAUGCCUAUGGAGAUGAUGCCUUCGCUCACCUCUAUGCCUCUGUGGAGUCUGACAUCGAAGCCGCGCUCAACAACUCAAUACAACGAAGUAUCAAUUACAAAACAGAGCUCUCCUCUCUUUUGUUUUACACUCAACAACAACACAGUGGAGGAAGAAAAAACGAGAAAACAACGAUUCUAGAAGACAAGCUCCUAGCCCUGCCGAAUUGCGGAGUACAAGCAUCACUCUCCGAUUGUACUCACGGAGAAUACAAUAAGGUCAAAGGGCUUUCAAAAGAAGAACUAGAAAUCUGUCAUGAUCUUGUUCUUGCACUGCCAGAGAGGAUUCAAGCCAAACCAGAUGGGACCAUCGUAAAAGACAAACAAACUGGAGGAUGGGCAGGAUCAGCACCUAACAAAAAUGUCAAGUUUGACUCGUCUGAUGAACAACUUCAAGAUGAUUUUACCAACAAAGUGAAGAAUCAAGUCAAUUUAGACGAGUAUGAAAUGUGGAAGUUAAAACAGAGGAUCAAGGUCUUGAUUUUAUAUUGGAAGAAUUGGAGACACUGAAGAAUUUGGCUCAUGAUAUGAAUGAGGAAUUGGAUAGGCAAGUUCCUCCAAUUGACGAAAUUGAUAAAGGUGGUCAAGGCAACUUCAAAUCUUAUAAAUACAAAUGUUUGGAUCAAGAAAACAAUUGUCCAGGGAAGUAAUAUAAAUACAAAUAUUUUACUUUUAUAUGUUCCACCAUAGUCUUUAAUUCAGCAUACCCUUUUUCUAAUUGAAUUAGACAUUGUUCCAAUAAAUAGCUUCUCCUCCCAGAUGAGUUCCAGUAGGAACUUCUGCAUUGACAUUAUUCUGCUUUGUGUAAGCCUGGGGAUUGCAUCCUAUACCUACAAGUACUUCCUUGUCUAUUUUUAAAUUUGACAUAUUUGGAAGCAUAUACCUUUCACUUUAUUUUUUUAGUUUCCUGACUUGAUUAUGGAAUAAUUUUGAAUUGAUUUUCUUAACGUACUUGGUUAAGAAUUUGAUGGCAAAAGACUGGUUUGUAAAAGGGGCUUAAGUAUUCAAGUACUAAAUAAAAACCAUAGCCAGUGAAAACUGUCAGUGUGCAGUUUUUGCUCUUUUUUUUAUUCAUGUUGAAAUAUAAUGACUUUGAUUUCCAAGUUCAGUUAUAUAAUGCAAUUCUAUCAGGAAGGAUGGACCAUUUCUAUAUACAUCUCAUCAAAAUAUCCAUCUUAUUAAGAAUGAUUUUCAUCAUCUGAGUGUCUUUUCUGUUUUCUUUCAUUAUCUUAAGCACUUGUUCAUUUAUUAUACUGC
Manihot esculenta (cassava) is the source of this 1618-nucleotide messenger RNA. Its product is annotated as syntaxin-72. The transcript has 7 exons. Bases 239 to 871 code for a protein of 210 amino acids. NCBI's taxonomy places the organism in Eukaryota, Viridiplantae, Streptophyta, Magnoliopsida, Malpighiales, Euphorbiaceae. The record is from RefSeq and is a predicted model, not a curated record.